AUAUUCUUAUUAUGUCUAUAGGUUUGACGUGGAGAGUGUCAUCGAAGAGAACAGCAAAACACAGUCCGAAAAUAUACUACGACCGUAAUGGCGGACGAGGAGCUACCAGCGGGAUGGGAGAAACGUCUCAGCAGAUCGACUGGUCAACACUAUUAUUUAAAUAUUUAUACCAAGGAAAGUCAGUGGGAUAGACCAGAUAAACCUGCCGAUCCAUCUGGCAAUGGCAAGGCAGAUGGACCUGAAGAAGUGCAAUGCUCUCAUCUACUUGUGAAACAUUCAGGCUCUCGACGACCUUCUUCCUGGCGAGAGGAGAAUAUUACUAGGUCAAAAGAAGAAGCUCUCGAUUUGGUCAAAUCUUAUAGAGAACAAAUUGCAUCUGGUAAAGCGACGUUCGCUGAACUUGCCUCCAAAUACAGCGAUUGCAGUUCGGCAAAGCGCGGUGGUGAUCUUGGACCUUUCAAUCGAGGUGCGAUGCAGAAACCCUUCGAACAGGCAGCAUUUGCGCUGAAAGUUGGCGAGCUGUCAUCACCUGUCCACACAGAUAGCGGAAUUCACAUCAUCCAACGAACUGCAUAAGCCAACUCAGCCUGAAACGGAUUGCUAAUAUUUUGCAAGAAGUCUCUUUCUCUCUUUCCAUAUCUGUUCUCUCUC
Molecule: messenger RNA, 651 nt
Organism: Mycetomoellerius zeteki
Lineage: Eukaryota; Metazoa; Arthropoda; Insecta; Hymenoptera; Formicidae
Product: putative peptidyl-prolyl cis-trans isomerase dodo
Exons: 3
Coding region: 88-576 (162 amino acids)
Cellular component (GO): cytosol; nucleus
Molecular function (GO): peptidyl-prolyl cis-trans isomerase activity; protein binding
Source: RefSeq, a predicted model, not a curated record